AUGUUCUGGUCACAAGGGAGUGGCUUCAUCACCUCGGUCUUUGUGAAAGGAGUGCUGGAGGCCUUUCAGUUCUGGCGACCGAUCUGCACAUUUUGGAGCAGCCUUGCAACGAUCGGCUUGGUCUUCUUAGUGCUGACUGUAUGCUUUGAACACAUUGGUUGCUUCGCCCCUUUGCUCGCAGCACUGGUCGCAGCGCUGCUGUUUGGGCUGUGGGGACUCAGUUCCGCGAUCGGCGGAGCCAUCUGGUGGUUUGUGGGGUACAUCUUGGAAGAGCAAAACUUGAGACUGUUGCUUUUCUUAUGGCCCGGACUUCUUUGCGUCGGACUUCUGGUGGUCGAGAUGCUUAGCAGACGACUCCUCCAAAAUGGAGAACUUUCCUUGAUGAAGAAGCAUCUGCUGCGGAAGUCAUUUCAUCUGCUCGCCAUCUGUCUUUUUGCCCCUCCUUUGCUAACAGGGCAAGGGGAAUUUCUGGCUCUUGCGCAGUUGGUGGCAGCGUUGUUGUUCAUUGCCUUGGAGGUUUGCCGAGCUUGUCGCGCUCCACUAUGCCACAUCCAAGAUCGAUUCCUGUCCAAGUAUUUGGACAAACGAGAGGAUAUUUCCCGCGACCUGGUGCUCACCCAUUUGUAUUUGCUCCUUGGCUGUUCCUUGCCCGUGUGGCUUGAAUCCUUUCAAACAUUUCAAAGCUCCCGACCUUCCGGUUCGCUCCGCAAAGUCGCGGGCCUGCUGCUGAUUGGCGUUGGAGAUUCCUGCGCGGCCCUUUUUGGCAUCCGCUUCGGGCAGCGUCGUUGGCCGGGCUCGCACCGCAGCCUGCUGGGCAGCCUGGCCUUCGUGCUGAGCGUGUCGCUGUUCGCUGCGGCGCUGGUCCCCGUGGCUUUGCUGGAGGCCGCUUGGUUGCCAUUCUUGCUGGCCACUUCUCUGACAGCUUUACUGGAGGUCUACACCAAGACCGUUGUUUGGAGCGCCUGCGAAGUGAUGGAGGGCCGCGAGCAUUUGAUGGACAGCAUCGAAUACCUGGUGUUCAUGGCGAUCGAUGAGAACAGUGGAAGGGAGUUAAUCCAGGACGAAGGCAACUUCGAUGUCAACCGUUUGCACAAUUGGGGCGUCCAUUUGUCAGAUGGCUCCUGUGGUCGCCUGCUGCCCUUUGUGGGUGAGGAGGGAGAUGCAGUGGCGGAGUUUGACUUUGAGGCUCUCUUCUCUGAGACCAGUCAGAAGCGCUUACUGGGCAAGUUCAGACAUAAAGAGAUGCGGAGCGUCAGUGCUGAGGGCGAUGGUGGGCCACCCACAGUGCAGGGCUUUGAGCUGUUGGUCAGUGGGUUGAAGCCCCACUGCAUGCAUCGCAUCUCCGUAGUGGUGCGCUGUGCGGUGGAGAAUCUGCCGGAACCCGACUGGCAACGCUUGAAGUUGGACCCAUCGCAUCCCUUACGGUGGAGUGAUCCCUUCCACAGUAGUCCGCUGCUAACACCCCUGCGACCUCCACCGAUGCUGGUGUCAGAAUUGGUCCCCAUCCCAGAUGGACGUUUUGGACGCUUCCUCCACACGCCUUGCAUCCUGUUGAAGUGCGGCCUCUUUGCCAAGCAGAACAAGAACGAUUCGGACAAGGAUCACAGCGUAGUGGUCGAUUGCCGUCCAGCUGGAUCUACCGAUGAGGACUAUCAGCUGGCAGGAAGUUCCAUCUAUUGCCAGCCAGCAGAGUACGGUCCCUGUCGCUUGGUCUACAAUUUGCCUUACCUCCAUGCAGAGAUUCGUACCCGCAACAUCACCAUGAAUGACGUCUCUGCUGCAAGCAUUCCCUUCUUCGCAGUCCCACCCUUGACCAUCGAAGAUUCCAAGGGGCCCAGUAUCAACCUGGUGGUUGGCAAGGACGGCAGGCUCUGCGUCAGCGUGGAAUGGACCUCCCGCUGUUUGCCGGGGCAGAAGCCCAAGCUGCUUCAGAUCGGCCUGCGACGGCACGCACUGCAUCAAGACUGUGUGGAGCUGGCGAGCCAAAGUGUUUUGCCACAGAUGUGCUUGGAAGAGCUUCCGACCACGGCCCUGUGCAGCUCCAAGGACUUUGAAGGUCUGAUGGAAGAAGCCGCAGCUCGCUUCAAGAAACAGGGAGGCAUCCUGCGAGAUGAGUCGCCAUACUACUGCCGGCAUUGCUUCCAACCCUUGCAACGGAAGGCAGACAGCAGCACUGUCUUGGGUCCGCUUGGCAAAGCUUGGAUUGCAGAGGUGAAAGAAGUCUUGAAGCUCUCAGCAGCCCCUCGACCGAAUGGCCAUGGCCAGGUCGCCAUCGAUGAGAUUGGACACGCAAAUCCCCUCGACACUGCGGCGUUGAGAGCCCCACAUUGGGCGCAACUCGAACAACAGAUUCGUGAAGAGGCAAACCCGUGGGAAGCCAUCAGACAGGCCAAAACCCCUUGCAGCUGCCGGGACGUUUUCUGCUGCAAGGAGCUCAAUGUAGAUGGAGAAGAGCUGAUCCACGGCACGGUGUACACCUUCCGGCUGCGCGUCUCUGACGGUCAGCGCUGGUCCUGCUGGACGGAGUACUCACCUCCAAUGCAGGUGGUGAUUCCUCCACCCAAGCCGCCAGUGCCAUAUCAGGAGACUUUGGCGCCGAUACCACCACCCACAGUGGAGGUGCUCUUUGUGAAAGACGGGGAUGAGACCAUCCAGUCCAUCGUUGAAGGCCUCAAAGGUCCAGAUUUCAGGCUGCGUUUACGCUGGCCACGCUUCGAAGGGCGAAUGCAAGAAGUCGAGUAUCGCAUCCUCAUGUGGACCCUAUCACCCGAGCAACGGAAGCGAGCCCAGAGUUUGGAGAAGGGGCCGUUGCCUCCCAUCGUCGGCGUGCAGAGCGUCUUCACCAGUAGCAGCUUCCCCGGAGUCGCAGCUGAGGUAGAUGAAAGUUCAGCACCUCGAAUCGUCCGACCAGUGGUGCCUGAUUGCAGUCCGGUGGCAAGGGCCAGACCUAGAACCCUUCAGCCUGGCAGUCAGGACACACCUGAGAUCCUGGCCCACAUCCAACCGUUCGAUCCGCCACGAGGACGCGCCAACGAGCUGCCCCCUACUUUGGAAGCGGAAGUCAACGUCAUGCCCGUUCCCACGGGACACGGCUACGUCUUCGCAGUGGAAGCCAAACACUGCCGUGGAGCCUUGGGUAACUUGGGUGAGUGGAGCCCUCCAAUGUUCAGCCGCUUCAUUGAGUUCCAGCAUCAAAGCAGGGAGUUGAGUCUUGAGGUUGAUGCCAGGUUUGGAACUUUGCUCUUCAAGGGGCAGGCAGCAACUCAGCCGAAGCCCAAGAAUGAAAAGCUGCAGAUGGAGGCCAGCACCGUGAGCUUCGCCGAUGAACACCGAGACCUACCCAAGGCGAUGCCGCUACUCAGCAACCCGGGCGGUGAUCCGUGGCCGAUUGGCGCAGAACCCAAGAAGUUCAUCGUGCGAACCAAGGGGCGCACCGUUUACGCUGAAAGAUUGGAUGCUGAGAAGCUCCCCGAUCUGCCAGAGGCGCGGCCCAAGAAAGAUGAUUUGCGAGAAGGUUAA
Molecule: messenger RNA, 3519 nt
Organism: Cladocopium goreaui
Lineage: Eukaryota; Dinophyceae; Suessiales; Symbiodiniaceae
Source: the annotation of a GenBank genome assembly